CUAUCGUCAUUGCUCGUUGACCAUAUCUGUAUCCUAUAGGGGUUCUCGAUGGGUGGCGCUUGAUGGAUGGUGCUUGAUGGAUGGCGCUUUCCCCUUGACACUCCUCUGCUACUGCUCUGGUCUUCUACCUGUACUUGUCUCGCGACUGGCUACUUACUGACCAACUUGCUUAUAUGCGGGCUUCGUACGGAGGAAGUCGUGGGUGGGAAGGGAGUGAUGGGUAAGAAGGUAGGCAGGCAGGUAGCGUCAAGGCGAGAGUGAAUACGUCGGCAAUAACAAAACAGGACAAACACAAACACUCCAUCCUCAGAUCCAACAACCCACCACACCCUCUCCCCAACCAUCCCACACCAACCACAAACCACAAAACACACUCCAAAACAAUGCCCUGGACAACAACCCACCCUCACAAACGCCCCCCUCUCCCUCUCACAUCCAGCACCACAACCAACACCCGCCACAACCCCCGCCCCCCAACCCUGCCCCCCUCCCUCUCCGCCCUCUCCCCCAUCCCCCUCUCAAAACACCACCUCCGCCUCGUCGCCUCCUGGAUCCGCAACGACCUCGACCCGCUCGUCGCGCGCGAGGGGCCCGACGUACUCCACCCGGACGACGUCCUCACACUACACGACUUGUUUGUGCGGGUGCGUGCUGAUGGGUCCUGCUUGCCUACAACUACAACCGCAGGCGGCGGAGCUGGAACAGUAGGCGGAGUAACAGCACCAACAGCCGAAAUAACAGCCUCAACCCUCCGCUCCUCACGCCUGCACUUCGCCGUCAUGGAAAUCGCAGGCAAGGCGACGCGCUGGCCGGGCAAGUUGGCGGAUGAAUGUGAUGGGCUUGUGGGGGUUUGGGAGGCGCGGUUCGGGAGGCUGGAUGCGUUGAGGCCGUUUUUGUUUGGGGUUGGGGGGAGGUUGGUUGGGGUUGCGGGGACGGGGGAUUUGGCGAGGGCUGGCCUGCUGAAGCUGUGGAGCUUUUCGUGUCCGGAGCGGCUGUUGCCUGCGCGCUCGAAGAAGCAUGGCGGGUUGGGCUUUGUGCCGGGGUCGUGGUGGAUCAACGGCAUGUUCGCCUGCCACGCCGGCAUCAUCGACAUCGAGACCACGGACGGCGGCGUCUGCUUCGACGAGCACGGCGCCUACGCCGUCGUGCUCAAGGACGACUCGGAGGUCGAGGGCUCGUCGCCGCAUACAUUUACCUACCGAUGCGGCGCGCGCGAUCGCGGCCGGUUCCGGCUCACGGGCGCGGAUUCCAAGGCGCGGUGGCCGGUGCGCGUGUUGCGCUCGCAUGCGCUGAAUUCGCUGUGGGCGCCCAAGGUCGGGAUUCGGUAUGAUGGAUUGCAUCGUGUUAUCGGGUGGUCGAUUAAGCCGGUGCGGAGGACGGGGGGUGGUGGUGGUGGGAUGGUGGAUGACGGUGAGCCGGUGUUGGUUUUCGAGGUGACGUUCCAGCGCGAGCCGAAUGAGGAGGUGGAUAUGGAUGAGGUGCUGCGGCAUCCGCUCGCGGACGAGGUGGAUGAUUACCUCGAGUAUAAGCGCUUGCGGCAGAAGCGUGGUGUGCAAGGGCCGGAGCAUGUCAAAGCGGUCUUCUCGGACGAGUCUGUUGCGCCGCCUGCGUCGUCCGCGCCGGGUAUGGCUGCCGAGUCUCUCGAGCACGAUGCCGGCAAGCCCCUCCUGGAUCUUCUGGAGAGAAAGGAGGGCAGCGAGCCCGCUCCGUCUUUCUUCCCUGAGCCUGACGACGAUGGUCUCCCGACGCCCCGACAGCAUAAGCUUGAGGCCGGAGCAGGUAGGUUUAGGGCGAAGUUGACGGCUAAUCUGCCCGGCUUCACGCUCUCCAUUCCCACGCCUGCGAUCUCGCCCGCACUGGCCGGGAAGCAGAAGAAGAACAAGAAGGGCAAGUUCGGAUCUCAGACGACGUCUGCUACCGGGUCGACUCAGUCCGUUGCUACCGGCACGUCUGGCGAGAGCGGCGUCAGUCGUCAGAGUCGCGGUUUCGUCGGGCGGAAGCUUGGCUCGACGGAUCGGACGGCGGAGAAGGAGAAGGAGAAGGAGGCGGGCAGGCCAGGGGGUAUGAUGAUGCGUGGCUCUGUGUUUGCGCCGCCGCCGCCGCCGUCGUCGUUAUCGCGGCUUAAUGUUAAGCGCGGCGGGGCUAGGAAGCCGUCUAUCUUUGCGAAGAUGCUGGAGGGGCCGCGGAGUAGGGGGGGUAGUGAGGCGUUGGAUGGGGUUGAUGAGCGUCCGGAGGAGUGGGAGGUUAAGGCUUGUAGGGAGGAGAUGGAGGUUGUUGGUGGUGGUGGUGGUGCUGAGGGGGUGUUGGAGGGGGUGUUGUCGCCGAGGCAGACGGGGUAGAUUGUCUUGUUGUCUUGUUGUCUUGGGGUCUUGCGGACUUGUGGUCUUGUGGUCUGGGGGGUGAGGUGUUCGGAUAUGUGGUUAUGGAGUGCAUGAUAGGGGUUGAUGGGUGGGCAGGCUGGGGCUUGGGGAUGUCUUGUCUGCGAGGGUGAAGGGCAGACAUACUGCAGUUAUUACGAGCUUUGUAUAUGUUAUCAUCAGAAUGCUCCACCAUCAAUUCGGUUCUGACUCUGUCGUGCCGGCGUGAACGUGAUC
This is a messenger RNA of Pseudovirgaria hyperparasitica, 2594 nucleotides long. RefSeq lists its product as uncharacterized. The transcript is spliced from 4 exons. The record is from RefSeq and is a predicted model, not a curated record. The coding region runs from base 384 to 2339 and encodes 651 amino acids. Lineage: Eukaryota; Fungi; Ascomycota; Dothideomycetes; Acrospermales; Acrospermaceae.